Moneuplotes crassus is the source of this 1575-nucleotide messenger RNA. NCBI's taxonomy places the organism in Eukaryota, Ciliophora, Spirotrichea, Euplotida, Euplotidae. The record is from the annotation of a GenBank genome assembly.
UGGAAAUGUGGGCUUUCUGGCUAUGCCUCAGACUGAUAAUGUGGUUCUUCAUUGUUGCUGUAAUUUUCUUUCUAUAUGAUGCUGUUGUAAUACCAAUUCUGUUCAGACGUAAAUUCGGGAAAUAUCCCAAUGUCUUUGUCAGGCCAUCGUUCAUGCUGUUUCUCGGAGACUACCAUCAGGCUCUCAAAGACGAGUCAACCAACAGGAUUUACUACCAACACGUCAGAGAAGAAGCCAAACUCAGAAACAACUAUGACAUGAAAGUAGACAUCGAAGGCAAAGUUCCGAUCCUGAACCUGAUCUCGGACAGAGCCCUCAAAGAAUACAUCAAUUUGUCUCCCACAAAGAUUGACAAACUCAGAUGGAUCAAGGGGUCGCUGAAGUUGGAAGUGGGUUCUCUCGCACAAGAAAAGACUAAUUCCAAAACUAUCAAACGCAGGAAGCACUUGUCCAAUCUUCUGGGCCUGAAUUCUGCUUCCAAGUACAUUCCAGAGAUGCUUGGCUGCUCCGAGAAGUUCCUCCAGCAGAUGAAAGCCAAAGGGAGGGUCCAGUUUCUGGAUGGAAUGGUCGCUCUCACUUUUUAUAUCUUUUCUUGCAUUUUGUUCGGAAGAGACGUCAAGUUAAUAAUGAACAAGAAAUAUCCCUACGAAAACGAGGAAGGACAAAUCGAAGAAGUUGAGAUUUUAGAGUACUUCCCGAGAAUGGGUCGUGCUUUCUUAGAAGAAUUUGUAAACCCAAUCACUGGCCUCAUGCCCAUCAUCAGUGAUUUGAAUUUGAUCAAUCCUUACAAGCGGAACCAAAGGAAUUUCCAGACUUACACUAGAGCUCUUAAAGACAUGCUCGCUCACUCCAAAGAUGACCAGUCAAUCUGGUCACAGCUCAAGACCAAAGAAGAUUACACUGAAGACGAAAUCAUCGCAGAUCUUCAGCUGUAUCUGUUUGCUGGAGGAGAGACUGGAUCCCACUCCUUGGUAUCAGUAUUCUACUUCUUAAAGAAGUUCCCAGACUCGUACGCAAAGCUUAAGAAAGAACUUAAUGAUCAUGGGAUCCACAAAGGUGCAGACUUCAACAAGGUCCUCACUAUCGACAAACUCAAUGAACUCGAGUACUUGAGCUGUGUGGUCAAAGAAGCUCUGAGGUUCGAUCCUCCAUUUCCUCAAGGCUACUUCUACACAGCCAAAGAAGACAUCACUUUGUGCGACGUUCCGAUUCCAAAAGGAACCAUUAUGAAGCACGACUACUUGUCAGGCCACUUCAACGAGAAGAGUUACUUGAGACCAAUGGAGUUCAUCCCAGACAGGUUCAACCCGGAGUCUGAGUUCUACCAAGAAUCGGUCAAGAGCGGAGUUUCACCAGAACCCUACUCUAAGAGAGAGUUCGGAAUGGGACCCAGAAAGUGUCCAGGUCAAUCUUUCGGAAUAAUGCAAGCUAAACUUAUCGUCGCUUACUUUGCAGCAAACAUGGAUUACGAAGUAGACUCUGAACUUCUGGCCAACGACUGUGUAGGAUUUGGCAUGGGAGGAAAGUUCAUGCCUUAUUUUACAAUUGCAUAAAGAUAUGGAUAGUUAUUUUCAA